Messenger RNA from Adineta steineri, 2301 nucleotides. NCBI's taxonomy places the organism in Eukaryota, Metazoa, Rotifera, Eurotatoria, Adinetida, Adinetidae. The record is from the annotation of a GenBank genome assembly.
AUGUCUGGUUGUGGUUCAUGGCUAAAUCGACGGUGUUGCUGUCGUCGUCAAUCACAAGGAACUUAUAUCUAUUUAUAUAGUCCACCAAUGGGUAGUUCAUCAUCAUUAUUUCAUUGUCUUACUUGUAUUCUAUGUGGAUUUUGUCUUGCUUUUAUUCUUAUUCUAACAGCAAUUAUUAUCUAUAAUAUGAAUAAUACAAAUAUAAUUUUAACAUCAAAAUCAAAUCCUGAUCAACAUAUAUAUCCAAUUGCAAAAAAACGACAAUUACAAGAUUUUGUUAAUAUUAAUAUAGAUCCAUGUGAAAAUUUUUAUGAUUUUGUUUGUGAUAAAUGGACACAAGAAAAGAAAGUCGAUAUUUAUAAUGACGAAGAAGAAUAUCAACAAAAAUGGACUCGUAUUCGACAUAAAAUACACGAUAAAUUAAUGAUUAACAUGAGUAAUAAUCAACCAAAAUCAAGUGAAAAUAAUUUUUCAUCGACAGCUUUAUCUGUUUCGACAUUAUAUCAGUUAUGUGAAACACAAUCACCUUCUUUAUUACUUGAUGAACUUGAACGUUAUUUUGCUCUAUUUAUUCAACAAGAACCAUAUAGAUCAUAUUCAACACUUUUUAAUCAAACAACUGUACUCCACUCAAAAUCCAUACCAAUAACUUUCGAUUAUAAUCCAUUUUUUAAAUUAAUUCAUUCAUCAUCUAAUAAUACUGAUUACUCAUUUUCAACUAUACUUCGAAUUAAUCGUCGACCAUUACCAUCACCGUUGGUUAUACUCCCUAAUUUAGCUGUAUUAAAUCAAACAGCACUUUCUAAUCUUAUUAAAUUUGAUAAUGAUUAUACAAAAUUUUUAAAACAAGCAAACAAUAGUAUCAAGUUGUAUGAACAAGAAUACAAUCAAAAUUCAUUAAUUAUCAAACGUAUAUUAUUAUAUCCAAAUUAUCAUCUAUGUAUUUCAUCAUUAAAUGAGACAAAUGGUUUUAAAAAAUUAAUUCAAUUAUUAAAUUAUUUUCUUCGAUAUCGUUUACGUAAAUUUAAUACAAAAUUAAUGGAUAAACAAAUUCGUAUAUUAGAAAAAAUUACUAAUAAUGAUACACGUGUUGAACAUUUACGACGUAUUCAAUCCGAAUUUAAAGUACUUGAAAAUAUAAUACCAUUAGAAAAUCAAUCUAUUGAUGAUAAUAGUUCAUGUAUACUUAAUUUACUUGAUAAAUUACUUGAUAAAAGAAUGAAAAUCUAUGAAUUAUCACCAGAUAUUAACUUCUAUUCACCAAAUCGAACAAUAAAAUAUUUUACAUCCAAUGAUUGGCCUUAUUUAAUUAUGUUAUAUAAUCAUUUAUUAAAAACAACACCAGCGGAUACAUUAACUAAUUUUGUUUUUUUCGAUUAUUAUCGACAUUUAAUUUAUCCAUAUUAUCAACCACAUAUUCAUCGUUCUAUAGAUUUUGAUAUAAAUUAUCGAAAUGAAUCUUAUGAAAAUCUAUAUGAAACAUAUUAUCCCAAUAUAUCAUGUCCUAUUAACAGUUGUUUUGAUAUAUUAAAUUGUUAUCAUUCAUCAUUACUUAUCCAAUCACUAGCCGAAAAUAAUCAGAUUUCUCUUUCAUCAAUACAAACAAUUGUUGAAAAUUUAAUAACUCAUUUUCGUUUAAUAAUCGAACAAUCUGAUCAUUUAUAUAUAAAAGAAAAACAAUUACUUAUUAAUGAAUUAAAUCAAAUAAAAAUUUUUAUUGGUCAUUAUGAAUCUUCAACAGUCUAUUCUCUUCCUGAUAUUCAAUCAACUUCAUAUCUUAAAUAUGCUCAAUUAUUUUCAUCGAUAUCAUAUGAUCAAUAUGAUUAUUCAUUUUCAAUUGAACCUAUUUAUAAUACAAUAAAUCAUACACUUUUACUUCCAUAUGGUUUUAUUUAUUUAUCAAAUCAUUCAAUUGAAUAUCCAUUAACGAGAUUUUUCUUAAAAAUUCUUUUUCAAACUAUUCGAUCAAAUCCAUUUUCAAUUGAAUGUUUAAUAAAAUCAUUUGAUGAUUUUAAUUCAACAAUAACGGAUAUUAGUGAUGAACAUAUAACAUAUUUAUUAUUUCGUUCAAAAUUUUUAUUUGAAAAUAAUAUUAUUUUUGAUGAAUAUUUAUGGCCAUUCAUGAGUGCAAAUUCAUUAAUAAAACGUUUUCUUAUUGAUUAUACAGCAAAUAAUUAUUGUCAAAGUUUAAAUGAUUAUCAUUUAUUUCUUAAUAAUACAUAUUUAAAUGAUGAUGUUUAUUUAGUAUUUCAUUGUCAACAAGCUAGUUCUAUUAGACAAUCGAAAUGUAGUGUUAUAUGA